Molecule: messenger RNA, 3501 nt
Organism: Gigantopelta aegis
Lineage: Eukaryota; Metazoa; Mollusca; Gastropoda; Neomphalida; Peltospiridae
Product: protein disulfide-isomerase A6 homolog
Exons: 12
Coding region: 134-1444 (436 amino acids)
Biological process (GO): response to endoplasmic reticulum stress
Cellular component (GO): endoplasmic reticulum lumen
Molecular function (GO): protein disulfide isomerase activity; protein-disulfide reductase activity
Source: RefSeq, a predicted model, not a curated record
UAACCAAUGAGAAAAAGCCACGCUUUUGACAUUUACUAUCUCUUUUUACGAGUGUGCGACGUGGUUGAAAAUAAUAUAAUUUUUAUGUUUGGUGUUUGUUUUAGAAGUGUUUGCAACUGAGACAACAGACAAGAUGAUAGUGUUUCUCCUCUGCCUGGCUGUAGGUCUGGGUACAACAUCUGCUUCAUAUGAUGCAUCGGACGAUGUCAUAGAGUUGACACCGGCAAACUUCAACAAGAAAGUUAUGGACAGUGAUGCAGUUUGGUUUGUCGAAUUCUAUGCACCAUGGUGUGGUCACUGUAAAGCACUUGAACCAGAGUGGAAGAAGGCUGCAACCAUAUUAAAGGGUAUUGUUCGGGUUGCUGCUGUGAAUGCUGAUGAACACAAGAGUUUGGGAGGGCAGUUUGGCGUACAAGGCUUUCCCACCAUCAAGAUAUUCUCAAAGAACAAAAAGGCCCCAAAGGACUAUCAAGGUCCGCGGACGUCCCAGGGUAUUGUGGACGGUGCUAUGAAUGAAAUUAAGUCUGUCGUCCAAGACCGAUCGGGUGGAAAGAAGUCAGGUGGUGGUGGAGGAGGAGGUGGUGGAAAGGCCGGUGACCCCAAGGAUGUAGUGGAGUUGACGGACAGUAAUUUUGAAGAGCUGGUCCUGAAGAGUGAUGACCUUUGGCUGGUAGAGUUCUACGCUCCGUGGUGCGGACACUGCAAGAAUCUCGCUCCGCACUGGGCACAGGCCGCAUCUGAGCUGAAGGGCAAGGUCAAAGUCGGUGCCCUGGAUGCCACUGUACACACAGUCAUGUCUAGCAGAUACGGAGUGCAGGGAUUUCCGACCAUCAAGAUGUUCGCGGCUGGGAAGAAGGAUGAUGGAGCAGUCGACUAUGAUGGAGGCAGAACGGCGUCCGAUAUCAUCAGCUGGGCCAAAGAUAAACUAGCAGAAAAUGUCCCUCCACCAGACGUGUAUGAACUUGUGAGUGAGAAGAAGCUGACCGAGUGCUGUGAGGGUCAUCAGCUGUGUAUCGUGUCGGUUCUCCCGCACAUCCUCGACUGUCAGUCCAAGUGUAGAAACAACUACAUCAGCAUGCUGAAGCGGUUAGGAGAAAAGUUUAAGAAAAAUAUGUGGGGAUGGGUUUGGGCUGAAGGAGCAGCACAACCACAUGUAGAAGAAGCUCUAGGAAUCGGUGGAUUUGGUUACCCAGCUCUGGCUGCUAUGAACUCCAGAAAAAUGAAAUAUUCCUGGCUCAAGCAAGCCUUUGAUGAGAAGGGUAUUACUGAGUUUUUAAGAGAAGUCCAGUAUGGUAGAGGUUCAACCGCCCCUAUUAAAGAUGGAAAAUUACCUGAAGUAAAAACAAUUGACCCAUGGGAUGGUAAAGACGGCCAACUACCCGAAGAAGAAGAUAUUGAUCUUAGUGAUGUUGAUUUAGACGAUAUAGGGAAGGAAGAGUUGUGAUGAAAUGUGGAUGUUUUGUAUAUAGAGUAUCAUUUAUUUUUAAGAAUACAAGAUUUGUGUGAAUGCUACAUUAUACAUGCGGUACAAAUCUGAUCUGUGUGCUUUCACCACGGUUAAAUAUUCAGUGCAUAACAACUGAAAUUGUAUUAACGACAUCGACCUUAAUAUUUGGGCAGUUUAUGUUUACUGACCACAAUGACUAACAGUUACUUCUCAGACAGUGUUUUAAAUCAAAUGUAACCUUUUUUUUUACAUGAAACACAAAUGUUUAUUUUGCUACAUGCAGUGUAUAUGCCUCGUCUUGUAGCCCUAGUAGAAGUUCUUACUAUGUUGUGUUAAAAUUGUUAAGCAAUGGCAGGUAAACCCUUGCUGUCACGUGGUCAUAAUUGUUUUUUCGAAGCCAGUAAAAUACAAAAUUGCAUGAUAAUUGCUUCAAAAAGAAAAUCUCAGGUAAACGUUUUGUUUUUUCUUUUUGAAAGUUCUGAAUGUUUUUGACUUUAAUGUAUAGUGCAAUGGUUUACGCCAUUUUGAGACUGCCUUGGUUACAAGUUGUAUGUUUUAAAUAAAUGUUUAGAACUAAAUAUACCUGAACCCCAUCACAUUUUUCCCUCAAUACCUAAUGUUUAUUCAGGUUUUGCCAGUUAAGUGACUAUUUAUUCCUAUGUUAAAGUAAAAUAAUAUUUUAAUCUACUACUGAUAUUACUCCCAAACCUAUUAGUUUAUUCAGGUUUUGCCAGUUGAAUGGCUGUUUAUUCCUAUGUAGAUAUGUUAAUGUAAAUGAAUCUACCACGAACAUGGUCGUGUCUGAUACUAUUUGAAAGUUGACUGAAUGUUUAACCCUGUGCUGUCUCGACCAUCAAGUGAGAUGUGUGUUCAGUUGAUAUGUGAUAAUCACGGUCCAAGGGUUUAGUUUGUCAUUAUUUCAGUAUUGGAUAAAGCAGCAAUCAUUUCCUUAAAAUCCUUACUCCCAUGGAUUGGUUUUAAAAAAUCUUGGCUUUAGAGGAUCUUUUUGGGCUAAUGCCAUACAAAUUGUAUAUGUGUGACAUCAUCGGAGCAUUUGAAUGUGGACUCUCUAGUUUUAUAAGUGUGGUCCUUGGAACAAUUUUUGUCAAGUAUUUCGCAUUAAAAAAUCCUAUGUAUCGGUAAAUAAGAUGCAUAAGAAACUUCACUAGUAAUAAUCUCAACGAUUUUCAUCUUUGUGUCACAAAGAUUGUUAUUAGUACAUGUAGUUUAAUCUAGUUUGUUUUGUUUGAGUGGUUUACCAAGUUGUUAAAAGCAAUGAUUUAAAAAAAAAAAUCAAUAUGCCCAUGCCUUCUGUCUAUUUAGAGUUAACUUUAAUCUUUACAGAGUUUGUCCUGUAUUUGGUUUUGUGCAGGUUGCUAUGCAGACUUUCACUCAUGGUGGUCGGCUUAGGUCAGACCCAAAGGACAAACAUUGUGCUGUUAGCCACUGUCUGUAAUACUAUAAUAGUAAUGAAGUCAUGACUUUACAAAAUGGCAUGUUAGUUCACCACCCACAAAUAUCUAGACAGAACCCUUGAAACUGCAUAUUGGAGGUGCAACCAUCUUUGUCUGCCUCCAUUUGUUCUGUACUUCUUAACCUUUCUCAUUCUACCACCCUGUCUCCUCCGACGACCCCAUCACCUUCCCUCUUUUUAGCUCACCCCCCCCCCCCCCCCCCCACCACCACCACCACCACCAAUUCCUACCAAGUACUGUCCUGUAAGUUGUCCUUUUUCUUGCCCCAAUCUCCUGUGCACCUUAGAAUGUAUUGCUCAUCGUGGUGAGUUUUAUCACAUAUUUUGGGAAACACUGAGAUAGACUUUAAACUAAAAUCUGUUUCACUGGUGUCGCCCCCAACUAAGCAGCAACUCCAUUGAUUCCUUCGGACUUACCUGUAUUGGCUGUCAAACGGUUCAUUACUGUUCAUUGUUUCUUAUUUUAUUGUUAUAUGAAGACUUAAAAUGUUGUACAUGUAUUUGUAAACAUCUAUAGUCUGUCCCACGGGGAAUGCCUUUUUUUCAUGCUAUAGAAUUUACUACAAGUUAUUUUUGAGCC